Molecule: messenger RNA, 3932 nt
Organism: Magallana angulata
Lineage: Eukaryota; Metazoa; Mollusca; Bivalvia; Ostreida; Ostreidae
Exons: 2
Coding region: 1355-2962 (535 amino acids)
Biological process (GO): actin filament bundle assembly
Cellular component (GO): plasma membrane; actin cytoskeleton
Molecular function (GO): actin filament binding
Source: RefSeq, a predicted model, not a curated record
ACAUCGGUUCUGUCAUGUUUGCAUUUAAAGGGUAUUUAAAAAUUUUCCGUUUUAAAUUUGUUUAUAUUCCUAAUUAGCGGUUUAUUAUGCGUUAAAGAGCCACCUGUUUGUUUUGACACGUUCUAUAACGAUAGGAAUCGACGGAGAUUGUAGAUUUCAUCAAACAUCGGGUUCCACGCGAGGAAGUGAAACACACAUCAAAAAUUCUAUUACAAGGCAAAAACACGGAUCGACCCAUUGAAAAGACAGUUGUAACAAUAGAUUUAAAGUGCCAAUACCUGCACUUUUUAUUCCAAAUAAAAAAAAAAAAACUCGAACGCACGACAGAGACAUUUAAAUAUGACAACAUAGACGUUCCACCCUCGCUUAAAUAGAGGAAAAAAUGGAUGUAGACUCAUUCCAGUGAUUUAAUCUCUAUCAAUAAUAUGUACCUUUAUAUAUGAAUGUGUGUGUCUGCGUUCAAGAUUAAUUUGCGAGACGGGGAAUAUUCCAUAUCACAACGAUAGACUUGCAGGUCCAUGCAAGCACACAAGAUUCGAUCCCGUCGAGAGAGAAAACUUAAUUACACAGGUAAUACAAAUCGAAUCGGGCAGGUAAAAGAAGAGGAGGGAUUUCGUCGUUUUUUCUCAUAGACGUACGGUAAGGACCGGUUUGUCCAACAUAACUUAGCAGACCCCGGACUGUGUAUUACGAGAGGGACAAAAUAUUGACGGAAUUACGGGAAUAAUUAAAUGGCCGUGGAUUUAAAUCUGAAUGGAGCGAGUGUAUGAAGAAAUGGUCCUUCAAAUCGAUAGACAGCAGCGAAAGAAGGGAUUGUUUUGUAGUUGUAAGGGCGUUCCAGUAGCGGGUGUCCAAGUUAAUUGAUCUAUCGGCAUUAUAAUUUGUGUUCUCAAAAAGGGAUAUACACACAAUAAAAAAACAGGAUAAUUCGGUGUAGGGUUAACACGAUUUAACUUCUAUAGUUCUUUUGGAGAAUCGCCAACCUAUCGAUCUAUAAAACGCAUGUCAUUAUAAACAGUACCUUGAUAACCGUGAAUUGGAUUUUUUUUAAAAUAUACAUUUGCUGACAUCUGUCGUGCGUUUGGCAUUGCGUGUACUCCGAGCACCAACUUCAAGAAGAUUUCCAGGUUGGAUAAGCUUUGAGGAGGGAGGAGACGUUCCGUAGGACAUUAUUUUCUCUCAUUUCUCACCUGGCAUUUAUUUACCUGUGUGAAAACAAGAAUAUACGGUGUUGCUGUUGGAAUUUCUAUAAACGUGACGUGACGGGAGUCAUUGAAGGUAAAUGAUGUAGAAAAUUAUAUCAAACCCAUUACAAUUCAUACCCAAGUGCAAAAAGGAUCAAAAAAGAACAAAAAUGGAAGAGGGAAAAUCUUUCAAAAGUACAUUACUAUGGCAAGUGAGCUGCAAUUCUCCAAUUCACCCAGCUCCGGUUCGAACGAUCGUCACGCGAGAUCCGGAAUAUAUAUUACCUGAAGUAAGUGAAAACAUUGAGGACAAAACCUUUUUCGCUUCCGAAACUCAUCUUCCGGCACCCCGACAUCUCAACUAUCAUUCCGACCCAGAGGAAAGUGACCAUCUGGUCCCAGGUAGGAUACUAAAGCUUGAUCACUGCGACAGCCAAGUGACAGUGGAGCCUCACGUGAUCCAUGCGCGUGAGUACCGGAUCGACAGCGGAUACGACGACUCCAGUCAUGUGUCCUCCGAUGGGAGUCAGGAGAUUGUGCCACACAUGGACUACAGGUCGGAUUCUCCGGACGACGAAGAUCGGAUGAUCCGAGCGGAGCAGAACCUUGUGAGGCGAUGUAGUAGACGAGUGGAACCUAUUCACGUUGACGAUCACUUGUCCCCGCGCACCGCAUCGCACGUACACAAACAGUCGUCGUUCGACGAACACUUAAGUGAUGCCCAUCAUGACCAUGGUGACCAUCAUGGCUCUAAAGCAAAAUUCACAAACGUUCAAGCACUCACCGCAAUGGCGAGAAAACUAUCUCGACCUAUCCUCCGAAAAGACGAUGACCCAGAAACGUCGUCGUUUGACGAGGCGUCGUGUGACAUUUCCGAGUGGGCGAAUGCGAGCGGAUCCACUGAUUCUCCGCGCAGUGACAAUACAUGUGAGUUCGAUAGAUAUUCCGAAAUCACGGUUGAAACACGGAAAGCGACCAAACCCACGGUGAAAGACCUUGACCUUUCUUACGAGAAAAAUCGGUCAAGGUCAGUUACAACUAGGCAGGUUCUAUCUCCAGCUGUCCCCGCCCUCUCACCUAAUCGAGACAAAUUCACGUUUUCCAGGAGCAUAAGUACUGCCUCUAGUCACUCCUCUUCAUCGGAUCCUUUAACACCAACAUCCGUUAUCGAUCCGUGUUUUCGAUGUAACAAACAAGUCUAUCAGUUGGACAAAGUUGGCCCUGUAAGGCGGGUGUUAUACCAUAAACAAUGUUUCCGUUGCGCUGAUUGCAGCACGUCGUUGAAUUUGAAGAGUUUUUGUCAAAACGCAAACGAUAAAAAUGACAAGCAGAUCUACUGCAAAAAACACCAACCGCAGCAGGAGAAAUGUCACGUGGGAAUUGAAGACCGGAACAUCAACAUUGCUCUGAACAACCCCAAACUGGAUCGGAUCAACACCAAUAUUCGCGGAACUGACGAAGAUAAAGUAAAGGGGAUGAAUCAGAGGCCGAUCUAUGUAAGAGGAGCAAGUAUACCAAAACUGGACAUUGUGUGUGGGAACCAGUACGGAUUUAGUUACACUGGUGGACAUCCGGUCGAACACGACGCUGGUUCUCAGCACCCGAAACCAAUGCUAAUCACAGGUCCGAGAGAAAUGAGCUUGGAGGAAGUUGAGCCAAAACGGAUGUGGUCCAGGUCUGCCAUUAAUGCUCCCAGCCUCGAUUUGAGUGCCCCGAUUUCCGGUAGAAGCACUCACCAUUUUUACUCCUAUGGAAGUUCAGCAUUUAACCAUUUAUGAUAUUUUGUCGGCAAAUUUUUCUUGCUCAUUUAACGUUGUUUACCCCAUGCUACGCUUCACUUAUAAUGUGUUCUGUUAUUAAAGAAAUUAUAUGCGCAAGAUGUACUUAACAUGUAUUUUAUGGGACCAAAGAACGUGUUGAUGAGAUUUACAACCAAUGUAUUCAGAACGUAUUUAAUAUAUACAUAUUCAUAUCUAUUUUUAUAAUACCUUGACAUAGGUAUACAUGUAUUUUUUAUAUUGCUUAUAAUUAUAAUAAGCCAUUUAAGGUUAUAAUAAUAAUAGCAUCUAAAGAAUGUAUGAUAUGGACACACUCCUGUAUAUACAAUAUAUACUUAAAAACCCCAUUUUUAACCAUAUUUUGGUCUGCUAUGAUGUGUGAGCUACAAAUAUUUAUUAUGGUUAUUUUGUCUGAGCCUUUGCAUGGGACACGUUUAUUUUGCUCAUUGCUAGUAACUCUUUGUCUCGAAAUCAGAUAACUUCCCAGGGCUGUUAAAGACAUUCAUUUUCUGUGUAUACAACAGUACACAUACUGCUUGCAAUUGAAUGUUUCGUAAAAGUCUAUUGAUUGCGCCAUUUUGCAGAGUGAACUUAUUUUACCUCAGCCUUUAUCUUGUAUUCCAAUCUGUUUUGAGUGUCAUGCAAAGUUGUGUUCAUAUUGCAGUUCAAUGUGUGUACAUGUAUAUUAUAUAGUUUUUGGAAACCAGUAUAUAAAUGAACGUCUGAAGAGAAAGGCCAAAAAUUAUUUUUGCUAUUUGCUAAUUCUUUGCUUUGUAUUAACCGUAUGUUUUACGUUGAUUUGAAUGCUGUGAUAUUUGUCCCUGUAACAACAACCCAAUCUUUAUACACAUGCCUCAAAAUACAAUAAUUAUAACAAAACUAAUAUAUCGUCCACUUUUAUUACCUCUGUAUAAAUAUGGCUAUAUAUUUUUGAAUAUACAUUUAUUUUGAUUAAAGCAAAUACAUUGUU